UGUAGCUGGGGGCCGCGUACCAAGAAGGUGCACCUGGUGCGCGGUGCUGGGCUGCCCGCAGACGCCGAGCCUCUGCGGGAGGUCCCCGAGCAGCUUCGCCAUUGCACCCAAGCCACCUCCCCCUGCCUGCCACAUCCGAGCCGAACUGCCGCUGCGACUGCUUGUCCCCGCAAGUUCCACCUCGCUAGCGCCGUCCCCAGCCCCGCCUGGGGUGGUAUCUGCCCUGGUCUCUAGGGGUGCACCUUUUCACGUGUGGAUCUGCAACACUGGACGCAACAGGCUCCGGGAAAGAAGACACCUGCCUGUGCCACUAUGAUCUCAUCCAGUGACUUUGCAUCUGCAUCCUGGGAGCUCAUGGUCCAAGUUCACAAUCCAAAUGAAAAGGAGCCAAGAGACAUCACACUGAGAGUGUCCGGAGACCUGCAUGUCGGGGGUGUGAUGCUCAAGUUGGUAGAAAAGAUCAACAUAGCUCAAGACUGGUCAGACUUUGCUCUUUGGUGGGAACAGAAACAUUGCUGGCUUCUGAAAACCCACUGGACCCUGGACAAAUGUGGGGUUCAGGCAGAUGCCAAGCUUCUCUUCACCCCCCAGCACAAAAUGCUGCGCCUUCGGCUGCCUAACAUGAAGACGGUGAGGUUGCGAGUCAGCUUCUCGGCUGUGGUGUUUAAGGCUGUCAGUGACAUCUGCAAAAGCCUGAAUAUUAGAAGAUCAGAAGAACUUUCCUUGUUAAAGCCUUCUGGUGACUUUUUUAAGAAAAAGAAAAAGAAAGAUAAAAAUAAUAAGGAGCCCAUCAUUGAAGAUAUUCUCAACCUGGAGAGUUCUCCAACAGGGUCACCAGGAAGUCCUGGCUUAUACAGUAAGACCAUGACUCCUACCUAUGACCCCGUCAAUGGAACUCCGGCAUCCUCCACCAUAACUUGGUUCACUGACAGCCCUUUAACAGAACAAAACUGCAACAUCCUCGCAUUCAGCCAGCCACCCCCGUUACCAGAGGCACUUGCUGAUAUGUACCAGCCUCGGUCUCUGAUUGAUAAAGCCAAGCUUAACUCAGGGCCCUCAGGUUGCUUCCUUUUUUUGGCUAUUGUAGAUGAUGCUGCUAUUGACUUUGGUAUACAAUAUGAUGCUGUCCGAAUAAACCAACUCUAUGAACAAGCCAGGUGGGCUAUUCUCUUAGAAGAAAUUGACUGCACAGAAGAAGAAAUGCUGAUCUUUGCAGCACUACAGGAGGACAUUACUGACAUCCCCAAGCUUGCAGACAAUCUCAAAUUGUUUAGGCCAAAGAAGCUAUUAUUAAAAGCUUUCAAACAAUAUUGGUUCGUCUUUAAAGACACAUCUAUAACCUACUUUAAAAAUGCGGAACUUGAACAAGGAGAACCCAUAGAAAAACUCAAUCUUAGAGGCUGUGAAGUUGCGCCAGACGUGAAUGUAGCAGGCAGAAAAUUUGGAAUCAAGUUACUAAUCCCAGUUGCUGAUGGUAUGAACGAAGUGUAUUUGAGAUGUGACCACGAGAAUCAGUAUGCCCAAUGGAUGGCUGCCUGCAUCUUGGCAUCAAAGGGCAAAACCAUGGCAGACAGCUCCUACCAGCCAGAGGUCCUCAACAUCCUUUCGUUUCUGAGGAUGAAAAACCGGAAGUCCUCAAUUCAGUUGACUUCCAGUCUCGAAAGCAUGGACAUGAACCCAGAAUGUUUUGUGUCACCUCGGUGUGCAAAAAAACACAAAUCUAAGCAGCUGGCUGCGCGGAUCAUGGAAGCCCAUCAGAACGUGGCCACGAUGCCCCUGGUUGAAGCCAAGCUGCGGUUCAUCCAGGCCUGGCAGUCCCUACCUGAGUUCGGCCUCACCUACUACCUUGUCAGAUUUAAAGGAAGCAAGAAAGAUGACAUUCUGGGAGUUUCCUAUAAUAGGUUGAUUAGAAUUGAUGCAACCACCGGGAUCCCUAUUACGACAUGGAGGUUCACCAACAUAAAACAGUGGAAUGUCAACUGGGAAAUCCGGCAGGUGAUGAUCGAGUUUGACCAAAACUUCCAGGUUGCAUUUACGUGCCUGAGUGCGGAUUGCAAGAUUGUGCAUGAGUACAUCGGCGGCUACAUUUUCUUGUCCACUCGCUCCAAGGACCAGAAUGAAACACUCGAUGAAGACCUCUUUCACAAGUUGACAGGUGGUCAGGACUGAAGUGAAGCAGACCCUGCUGGGCCUACACAGACAGGUCGGGUCCUUCCUGCACCAGUGGGAUCCGUGGCUUGUCCAGAGUGUAGAUUCUAGGCUAACAGACCACAUACCUUCACCGUCAAACACCCAGAUCCUCGCCUCAAUUUCAGCAUGCUGCCAGCAUGUCUCUUUCCUUAUGGUACCCUCUGCUACCAGCUGUAGAAGGGCCUUUCCUAUUUCAUGGGUGGGUGAGGGACAGGGUGCUACUCUUAGACUGCUCUGGGGCCCAGCCAGCAUGUGGCUAUGGUUCCGUGACUUACACACAUGCCAUGUGAUAACUCCACGUUGGCCUUAUGUUCAUCUGCUUCUUUGCUAAGUCAGCAAAAAGGGUAAAAAUCAUGUGUAAUAGGAUUCCUAUUCCAUAGACUCAGGUAUGAAAGGAAAUAGGUCUUUCCUUAAUGAAAUUAAUUUUAACUUGCAUCUUGUCAAAAUGGCCUAGGGAAAACACACACACACACAUUUUCCUUGGAGGUCAAAAAGUCAAGGGAGGAGGGGCAGAAUUACCUAGUGGUACUGGUUGACAAUUGGGGCUCAGAGCAAUAGCCCUCAGUGUCAUCCAUCCACAGUGACAUCUGCCAAAGUAACCACUGACCCAUCUGAUAUUAAUCUUUGGUAAAAAAUCCCAUUUCAUCCCUAGAGGUCCCUUAGAUACAUUAAAGUCCUUCUUGAAGACAUGAAUGACAGAAGGAGCUUGAUGUCCCAGCUCCUUUUACUGUGGAUUAGGCUUAGGAAGAACCAUGAGUUCUGUUCAUAAAAACCACGUCCUGACAGCGAGAUCCCAAUGGGACUUCAUCCCAGAUGGUCAGAAAGAGAAGGACAGACUUGUUCUCAAAGACCACCAAGUUCAAGGUGUGGAUGAAUGGCGAGCCUCGGAGCUGUUGGCUGGACUGGACGGAAGGAAAGAGCUGUUCUUCCCGUUCCUCAGCGAGCUCCUGGAUUGUGUGUCUGUGUUUAUAGGAUUUCUGGCCUUUUCCCUAAAGGCCUUUAGAUUGGGUCAAUCACAAGCCUACAAUAGACUCCCUUUUUUCCUCUCUCUGCUUUGCAGUGUGACCUCCCUGCCUUGAGACUUGACCAUGAGCCAAUUAAUAGCUGCCUGCCUGCCUGCAUUUGUAUCUUCUGUUUGGGUUUAUUAAAGGUGGGUGGAUUCUGAGAAAGUGAAAAACAAGACCACAGGUAAAGGGAAGUAUCAGAGACUGUUUUAUUCUGUUUUUUAUAAAAUGUUCUCCCACUACACAAAGAUCGUGAGUUGGAAGAAUAAGACAACUGUUCAGGUUCCAUCUUGCUGUUCUUUGGGGAUGCACCCUCAGGGGUCCUGGCCAGAGCCCAGAUGCCCACGAGCUUCAGCUGUUGCUCUAUUUUCCAACAAAGUCAUCUGAGAAAGGAGAGCUCAGCAAUUCUGGGAGCCACACAGAGAUGGCCUUGGCUAGGGACACCGUGGCCCUGAGCCAGACGCUGCCUUCCUGAAAUUCCUGUUGGCCUCUCCGUAGAGGUGUAGGCACAUAAAACCUCCCAGGCACCGGCUGACUAUCUGAAGACUAGUUUAAAGCCCAGAAGUGCUCUGUGACCACGAUUAAUGACUUACUUUGGAAUGCUUUAUGUAGAAACGAGUGCAAGGUGUCCUGUGUUGAACUUGAUGUCCGCCCUUUCGAGUCCUGGCUCUGUUGUUUGAGAAAUGAGACAGGUCUGAGAUUAGGGUGGACCUUACAUUAAAAUAUCGUUCCUUGAUUUCACUUUACCUGUUUGCUCUCAAGGAAAGCUCAGCCACAUUAUCAAAACUUUAGUACAGUCUUCUUCCUUAGCAUACCAUAGUUGGCUGUUCUCGCCAUGAAAACACUCAAAGGAAUUGACUGGGUUUGACCUACUUUCUGUUACAGUUUGGAGGAACGCAUUUCUUCUGUAUUACACCGCAGCAUUCCAAAGGAACAGACAAGUGUAACAAGAAACACUUAAAUGAUGUUGUUCCAAAGAGCAAACUAAGGACUGGUUUUAUUGUUUUGUUUUUAAUAUUGGGUCUAAAAGGUCAUCUGAUGCCGGGUGCAGUGGCACAGGCCUAUAAUCCCAGUGGCUUGGGAGACUGAGACAAGAGAAUCGCAAAUUCAAAGCCAGUCUCAGCAACUGCAAGGCCCUAAGCAACUCAGUGAGA
Molecule: messenger RNA, 4348 nt
Organism: Ictidomys tridecemlineatus (thirteen-lined ground squirrel)
Lineage: Eukaryota; Metazoa; Chordata; Mammalia; Rodentia; Sciuridae
Source: RefSeq, a predicted model, not a curated record